Colletotrichum karsti is the source of this 1860-nucleotide messenger RNA. Its product is annotated as glutaminyl-trna synthetase. Gene Ontology annotation, cellular component: cytosol; cytoplasm. Bases 1 to 1860 code for a protein of 619 amino acids. Lineage: Eukaryota; Fungi; Ascomycota; Sordariomycetes; Glomerellales; Glomerellaceae. Gene Ontology annotation, biological process: translation; glutaminyl-tRNA aminoacylation. The transcript is spliced from 4 exons. Gene Ontology annotation, molecular function: glutamine-tRNA ligase activity; ATP binding. The record is from RefSeq and is a predicted model, not a curated record.
AUGGCGGACGCUCCCGCGGAUCCCACCGCUAAGCUGGCCGAGUCGACGGCCAAGCUCCAGCUCGACGAGGAGACGGGCGAGAUGGUGAGCAAGGGCGAGCUCAAGAAGCGAUUGGCGAAGCGCGCAAAGAAGGCUGCCACUGAGAAGGCCAAGGCUGCUAAGGAGGCCACUGGCGGUGGUGAGAGCAAGCCCAAGGCUGCACCUAAGCCCAAGGUCGAGGAGGUCGUGCUGGACCCCCAGGCCAUGUUCAAGCAGGGCUUCUUGGAGGAGGUUUACAAGGAGAGGCCAUCUGAGAAGGUCGCCAUCGCCGUCAACUUCGGCUUCGCCAAGUAUCACGGCGGUGUCUGCUACCUGCGAUUCGACGAUACGAACCCCGAGAAGGAGGAGGAGAGAUACUUCACAGCGAUCGAGGAGAUGGUCCAGUGGUUGGGAUUCACCCCUUACAAGAUUACCUACUCGAGCGACAACUUCCAGAAGCUGUACGACCUUGCCGAGAAGCUGAUCACACUGGAGAAGGCCUACGUGUGCUACUGCGGUGACACCGAGAUCAAACUCCAGCGCGGCGGAGAGAAGGGCUCCAGCCCCCGAUUCAGAUGCGAGCACGCGAACCAGACCGUCGACGAUAACCUCCAGAAGUUCAGAGAUAUGAAGGAUGGAAAAUACAAGCCCAGAGAAGCCUUCCUUCGCAUGAAGCAGGACAUCACCGAUGGUAACCCUCAGAUGUGGGAUCUCGCGGCGUACCGCAUCAAGACCGACACCCCUCACCACCGCACCGGCUGGGACUGGAAGAUCUACCCCACAUACGACUUCACGCACUGCCUGUGCGAUAGCUUCGAGGGCAUCACCCACUCUCUUUGCACAACAGAGUUCGUCCAGAGCCGUGUGUCCUACGAGUGGUUGAACAAGACUCUCGGCGUCUACGAGCCUAUGCAGCGCGAGUACGGCCGUUUGGGUAUCACUGGCACAGUCCUCUCGAAGAGAAAGAUUCUGAAGUUGGUCGAGGAGAAGAUUGUCCGCGGCUGGGACGACCCCCGUCUGUUCACUCUGAUUGGUAUUAAGAGGAGAGGUGUUCCCCCUGGAGCCAUUCUCGACUUCGUCAACGAGUUGGGUGUCACGACCUCCGUCUCGGUUAUCCAGAUCAAGCGCUUCGAGCAGACCGUGCGCAAGUACCUCGAGCGUACCGUCCCUAGACUGAUGAUGGUUCUAGACCCCAUUCCCGUUGUUAUCGAGGAUGCUGAGACCACUGAUGUCGAGCUCCCCUUCUCUCCCAAGGACCCCAAGAUGGGAUCGCAUACCGUCAAGUUCACCCCCACUGUGUACAUUGACCGUGCCGAUUUCAGAGAGGUUGACAGCAAGGACUACUUCCGCCUUGCUCCUAACAAGACCGUCGGUCUGCUCAACGCCCCCUUCCCGAUCAAGGCGACAUCCUACACCAAGGACGAGACCACCGGCAAGGUCACCGAGAUCCGCGCAGUUUUCGACAAGGAGACGAAGAAGCCCAAGGCGUUCAUCAACUGGGUUGGCACCGACGGCUCCAAGAAGGUGGAGGCCCGCAUCCACAACUCACUGUUCAAGAGCGAGAAGCCAGACGACGCCGAGGGCGGCUUCCUCAACGACAUCAACCCCGACAGCGAGGUGGUCUACCCCGAAGCCAUCAUCGAGAGCGGUUUCGACGAGGUCAAGCGUCGCGCUCCCUGGCCCGAGGCUGCUGGUGAGAGUGAGCUUGGCAAGGGUGGACCGGAGAGUGUCCGCUUCCAGGCUACUCGUAUUGCCUACUUUGCUGUCGACUCCGAUAGCACCGACGACAAGAUCAUCCUCAACCGUAUUGUGUCGCUGAAGGAAGACGCCAACAAGAACUGA